GCGUCACGACCCGCAGCGCACCGUGAUGCAUGCUAACACGUUAGCUAAUGCUAACAGCUGGUGAGAUGUUUAUUUUUGUUGCACUGUCCAGGUUUGUUUGUUUGGUCGCCGCACCGCCGGGCUCUCACCGCCGCUCGUUGCUCCGCACCGUGGACGGGCUCUUUACCCCGUGACGCAGGAGCUCCGUUCAGCUUUUUGUUGUUAUUUACACUCUCAAGUGGAGUUUGCUUCAUAGCUAGCUUAGCCGAUGUAGCAUUAGCAUUCGGUUAGCAUGCUAGCUGACAGCUUGCAGGCUUGAAACUUGGGAGACAAGUUUGGACUCAGCCUCUGUGUUCUAGUGAAUGGAAGAACAGGUCAAUGGGCAUCAGAUCAUGGACGAGCCCAUGGAGGAGGGAGAGUCUUUCUCGCACUGUGAUGAAGGGACAUAUAAGGAGAUUCCUAUCACUCACCAUGUGAAAGAGGGCUGCGAGAAAGCUGAUCCAUCUCAGUUUGAACUACUCAAAGUCCUCGGCCAGGGCUCUUUUGGCAAGGUAUUUCUUGUCCGAAAGAUCCUGGGUCCAGAUGCUGGUCAGUUAUAUGCAAUGAAAGUUCUAAAAAAGGCAUCUUUGAAAGUCAGGGACAGAGUUCGCACUAAGAUGGAAAGAGACAUUUUAGUGGAAGUAAAUCAUCCCUUCAUUGUGAAAUUGCACUACGCCUUUCAGACAGAAGGGAAACUGUAUUUAAUACUGGACUUUCUCAGGGGAGGGGAUGUAUUCACUCGCUUAUCCAAAGAGGUUAUGUUUACAGAGGAAGAUGUGAAAUUCUACCUUGCAGAGCUGGCCCUGGCCCUCGAUCAUCUGCACAACCUGGGCAUAGUUUACAGAGAUCUCAAGCCAGAGAACAUCUUACUUGAUGAAGCUGGUCACAUAAAGUUAACAGACUUUGGCUUGAGUAAAGAGUCAGUAGAUGCUGAUAAGAAGGCUUAUUCCUUCUGUGGUACGGUGGAGUAUAUGGCCCCUGAGGUGGUCAACAGGAGAGGACACACACAGAGUGCAGACUGGUGGUCCCUGGGAGUACUUAUGUUUGAGAUGCUAACAGGAACAUUACCGUUCCAAGGAAAAGACCGCAAUGAGACCAUGAACAUGAUUCUCAAAGCUAAGUUGGGAAUGCCGCAGUUCCUGAGUUUGGAAGCCCAGAGUUUGCUGAGAAUGCUGUUUAAACGUAACCCUGCUAACAGACUGGGGGCCGGGCCCGACGGAGUGGAGGAGAUCAAACGCCACGCUUUCUUUUCCACCAUCGACUGGAAUAAACUGUACAGGAGAGAGCUCCAGCCCCCGUUCAAGCCCGCAGCAGGUAAACCAGAUGACACGUUCUGCUUCGACCCAGAGUUCACCGCUAAAACGCCUAAAGACUCCCCAGGUAUCCCUCCCAGUGCUAAUGCCCACCAGCUCUUCAAAGGCUUCAGUUUUGUUGCACCAGCCCCGAUGGAUGAGAACAAGAGUUCCCCGCUGCUCAGCAUACUCCCUAUAGUUCAGAUGCACGGGGGCUCGGCCAAGUUCUCCGAUCUGUACGAGCUGCAGGAGGACAUAGGGGUCGGCUCCUACUCCAUCUGUAAACGCUGUGUACACCGAGUCUCUGCCAUGGACUAUGCUGUGAAGAUAAUAGACAAAAUUAAGAGGGACCCUUCUGAAGAGAUCGAAAUCCUGAUGCGAUACGGGCAGCAUCCCAAUAUCAUCACUCUCAAAGACGUGUAUGAUGAGGGCAGGUAUGUAUACCUGGUGACGGAGCUGAUGAAGGGAGGGGAGCUGCUUGACAAGAUCCUUAGGCAGAAGUUUUUCUCUGAGAGAGAGGCCAGUGCUGUGCUCUACACCAUCACCAAGACUGUUGACUACCUCCACUGCCAAGGGGUGGUACACCGAGACCUAAAGCCCAGUAACAUCCUAUAUAUGGAUGACUCGGGAAAUCCUGACUCCAUCAGGAUCUGUGACUUUGGAUUCGCAAAGCAGCUUCGGGGAGGCAACGGCUUGCUCCUUACCCCCUGUUAUACCGCCAACUUUGUGGCACCAGAGGUACUAAUGCGGCAAGGUUAUGAUGCAGCCUGUGAUAUAUGGAGUCUGGGUGUUCUACUGUAUACAAUGUUGGCAGGGUACACGCCGUUUGCUAAUGGGCCAAACGACACACCGGAGGAGAUUCUGCUCCGGAUAGGAUCUGGAAAGUUUUCCUUGACAGGAGGCAACUGGGAUACUGUAUCAGACACCUCAAAGGACCUGCUGUCUCAUAUGCUCCAUGUGGACCCUCACCAGCGAUACACAGCAGAGCAGGUUCUAAAGCAUUCCUGGAUCACCUGUAGAGAUACACUACCACACUUCCAGCUCACACGCCAUGAUGCACCACACCUUGUCAAGGGAGCCAUGGCUGCCACCUAUUCAGCACUGAGCCAGAAGACAAGUCAGCCUGUGUUGGAGCCUGUGGCAGCUUCUAGUCUAGCCCAGAGACGCAGCAUGAAGAAACUCACCUCAACAGACAUGUAGACACACACACACACACACACACACACACACACUGCUCCUCCGCCCUCCAGUUUUGACCUCACUCUCAGUCGGACUCUACGCAAAAAGACGCACGCAGACCGAAGUCCCGGCCAGUCAGACCUACUGUCUCCCUUUUUUUAAAUCUAUUUAUUUGACCCGACAUAUGCACGCAUACACACACAUGCACACUCACACUGGACGAGGUUGCUCUUGAAGAAGUCAGCUGAAGAGGAAGAGGGGAAACUCACAUAUCUGUUACUGCUGGGGAGACAGACUUGUAUUUAUUUCCACAGCUUUCAUAUGCACUUGCCCUCCUCGCCUUUCAUUCUUUCUUCCUCGAGUGGGGAAGAGACGCACCAGCUGAUGUUCUCCUUCACUGUGAUUGGCUGAUUCAAAGCUGCUUCGGUAAACUGUGCCCUCCCCCCUCCCCUAUGCUCUUCAUCUGCACUCUCGCCAUCCUUCUCCUCCUCAGUUCUCUCUCCCUCCCUUGUUUGCUUUCGCUCUCUGAACUUGUUUUCUCCAAAGUGAAGUAAAGGUUUCUGUGCAAGAGUGUCGGCAGGAUGAUAUUGACUGAGGGACAAUGUGACUAAGAGUGUUUCCUCUCUUUAAAAUAAAAAAGAUCUGAGUCUGAUUGUGGCAGAUUUAAAAAGUAACUCAGGAUCAAAAUCAUCUGCCGACACUUCUGAAAACAUAAAUGUGUGUGGACAGACCUUGUAUUUCUUUUCCCUUACGAUUCACACCCUGACUCAUGUUACUUUGUGAUGCUAACAAUGUAUCAAAAGAGGUAAAAUAAGCUGCAGAUGGACAGAAGAAGAGGUGAAACCAUGCGAUGACGAUAGCAGAAAUCCUAGUUUGCAAAAAAUAUAUAUAAAUAUAUAUAUAUAUAUAAUAAAGAUGAUGAAGAUGAAGAGCAUGUGGGGGAGCUGUAGGGAUUUCUCUGGGGGGGACGGGACGCACCCCGUCGAACCAGAGAGGCUGAAUUAAAAUAUAUUAUAAAAAAACAAACAAAAAAACAUUUCCAUAGAUAUCUCUUCAAAAAAGACAUUGUGGAAAUUGUAUGAUAUUGUAUUUAUUUCAUUUGAUUUUUAAGAUUCUAUUUUUCUUUCAAGUUCUGUAUAUAUUGACAUUAAAGAUCAUUAUUGACAUGCA
This is a messenger RNA of Acanthopagrus latus (yellowfin seabream), 3659 nucleotides long. RefSeq names its product ribosomal protein S6 kinase a, like (gene rps6kal). Gene Ontology annotation, molecular function: ATP binding; ribosomal protein S6 kinase activity; magnesium ion binding. Lineage: Eukaryota; Metazoa; Chordata; Actinopteri; Spariformes; Sparidae. The coding region runs from base 342 to 2510 and encodes 722 amino acids. The transcript is spliced from 22 exons. Gene Ontology annotation, biological process: protein phosphorylation. The record is from RefSeq and is a predicted model, not a curated record.